This is a messenger RNA of Candoia aspera, 1066 nucleotides long. It is a transcript of the gene CSNK2B, whose product is annotated as casein kinase 2 beta. The record is from RefSeq and is a predicted model, not a curated record. NCBI's taxonomy places the organism in Eukaryota, Metazoa, Chordata, Lepidosauria, Squamata, Candoiidae. The coding region runs from base 133 to 780 and encodes 215 amino acids. Gene Ontology annotation, cellular component: protein kinase CK2 complex; cytoplasm. The transcript has 7 exons. Gene Ontology annotation, molecular function: protein kinase regulator activity.
CCGUGAUGCCGUUUUAUUGGCGAAUGUAGCGCGUGCGCGAUUGAAGCUGAGAGAGGCCUUACUGGUCCAAAGCUUGUUUGCAUCCCGCGUCCCUCUCCUUGAGGCAGUUGUGCCUUUUGGGAGGACGGGAAGAUGAGCAGCUCUGAGGAGGUAUCCUGGAUUUCCUGGUUUUGUGGUUUGCGUGGCAAUGAGUUCUUCUGUGAGGUGGAUGAAGACUACAUCCAAGACAAGUUCAACUUAACUGGCCUCAAUGAACAAGUUCCCCACUAUCGCCAGGCUUUGGAUAUGAUCCUUGAUUUGGAACCAGAUGAAGAGCUUGAGGACAAUCCUAACCAGAGUGACUUGAUUGAACAGGCAGCUGAAAUGCUCUAUGGACUCAUUCAUGCCCGCUACAUCCUCACAAACCGUGGCAUUGCCCAGAUGCUUGAGAAAUACCAGCAAGGAGACUUUGGAUACUGCCCUCGAGUUUAUUGUGAGAAUCAGCCUAUGCUGCCCAUUGGUUUAUCUGAUAUCCCAGGGGAAGCUAUGGUCAAACUGUACUGCCCCAAGUGUAUGGAUGUCUACACUCCCAAAUCUUCCCGCCAUCAUCACACAGAUGGUGCCUAUUUUGGAACUGGUUUUCCCCACAUGUUGUUCAUGGUGCAUCCUGAGUAUCGGCCGAAGAGGCCAGCCAAUCAGUUUGUGCCCAGACUUUAUGGAUUCAAGAUCCAUCCUAUGGCUUACCAGCUGCAGCUUCAGGCCGCCAGCAAUUUCAAGAGCCCGGUCAAAACUAUCCGUUGAUCUUCUGUGUCCAGGUGCCCAGGAUCCAUCCCUGAAACUUCCUUUACCCCAGUCAGGGCUGCUCAUAGUUUGGUUUUGGUGAAGUCCCCUAUGGACUGUUUGUCACUUUCAGCCUGAUUUUUAGUCUCAUUUCUGGUGCGUGGUUGAAAUGAAUAAUAAAACAAUUUCUGUUAAUUCCCAGAAACACAGACUGUGACAGAUACAUUCAGUAGCCAACUUGAAUGACAUAAUUUUGUGGGCUUUUUUUUUCUUUUUUAAAAAUAAAAAAACUCAUUAAAAAUGUAAA